Messenger RNA from Drosophila melanogaster (fruit fly), 1294 nucleotides. It is a transcript of the gene Arl6IP1, whose product is annotated as ADP-ribosylation factor-like 6 interacting protein 1. The coding region runs from base 281 to 874 and encodes 197 amino acids. The transcript is spliced from 3 exons. The record is from RefSeq and is marked reviewed. Lineage: Eukaryota; Metazoa; Arthropoda; Insecta; Diptera; Drosophilidae. Gene Ontology annotation, cellular component: endoplasmic reticulum; membrane.
UAGCCAAAUCAAUACAAGAUUUUUAAUACAAACUUUUAAAACAGAGUUGUAAAGGGAAAAAUUCGAUAAGUUCCGAUUGAAAGUGCAAUCGCUGUUUGAGUGAAACAACCCCUGAAUCAGUCAUUUCAAAACGUCGAUCAACGGUCACACUGCGACUUUGGCGACUUAAAAAACACCCAAGAAAAUUGAUUUUUCGCUCAAACCGAAAGCAACACCUUUGGGCAUCAAAUAGAUUUCUCGGAAUUGAACGCGCACCGCUAGGAAACAAAGAAAAGCCAGCAUGGCAGCAUCGCAGGUUGACCAGAAACGAGCACUUAACAAAUUAAAGCACGACUUGGAGCCUUUCCGGACAGCCAUCGUGGGAGCGUACGGCGUGCUAACCUGGGAGAAGCAGUACUACGCCGGAGUGGUGUUUGGCGUCAUCAGCUGCCUGUACCUGGUGCUGUGGUACCUGGACUUGUCGCUGAUUACCCUGCUGUCGCUGCUCGGUGUCAUUAGCAUUUUGCUGAACUACGCAUUCCCCAUGGUGUCGCGCCUGAUCUUUGGCGGAGUCAACUGGGAUGGCGACCAGGAGGCCAAGUUCGAGGACGUGUGCGGCCAGGUGUGCGCCGUCAAGGGCAGCCUGGUGGUCUGGUACGAGUACCUCUUCAACGAGCGGAAGUCCACAGUGUUUGUAAUCGUCAUGAGUUUGGGUCUUUUGGCUAUGGCCUGGAUUGGAGCCAUCAUUAACAAUCUACUGCUUAUGUACUUGGCCACCCUACUCAUCCUCAUGUGGCCAGGACUACAGAACAAGGACAUUUUUAAGGCCAUCACCCAAAGGGCCUCGAAGAUUAUUAACGAGAAGAUCCAGUGCGGCAAAAGGAAGCUGCAGUAAAGGAAAGCAACCAGAUAAACUCAUCACCAUUUGACCAAAAAUAUAAAACAUGCCUAAGUCAUCUACUUGCCAUUAUGCACACAUCGCAUCACUAAAUCACACAUUAGGCGCAUUGAAUUUGAAACUAUAAAUAUCUUAAAAGAUAAGAGCAGCGCAUACAGAAAAAAAAAACUCGGAAAACUAGCAAAUCCGUGGUUCUGGCCCCAUCACAUCUCCUACUAUAAGUUUGUAACAUGUAAGACAGAAGUAUUCUCGAAACGAGGCGUACGGAGAGAGAAAAAAACGCGCAACAAAAGACAAGGCAUUUUUGUGAUUAUUUUGUGAGUUAAUUGAAAUUUAUGAUAAUCCCAAGUAAGAUAAAAAAAGGAACUUAAGCGUCUAAUGAACUAUAUUUAAAUAAAGAUUUCAACUAAAUAGAUC